Sycon ciliatum is the source of this 627-nucleotide messenger RNA. RefSeq names its product aspartate and glycine-rich protein-like. The transcript is spliced from 2 exons. NCBI's taxonomy places the organism in Eukaryota, Metazoa, Porifera, Calcarea, Leucosolenida, Sycettidae. The record is from RefSeq and is a predicted model, not a curated record. Bases 1 to 627 code for a protein of 208 amino acids.
AUGAAAGUUGCUUUCGUUCUGGCCUUGUGCCUAUUGGUGGGUGCAUGUGUCCACUCCAGUCCUUUGGACUUGUCUUCGCAGGAUGUUGCUGAGAUUAACCAGGAUGCUGUCCAGAUCAAUGAGCGAGGUGUGGCUGAGGAACGGGAGGCUCUCAAUGACGAAGACAUGGUGGCAGAUGAGCUGUUUGAUGACGAAGAUGAAGAUGCCAUUGACGAGACCUAUGAGCUGGAAACUGAAGACAACGAGAGUUGGUACAAGGGUAGAGGUGAUGAUAUCGAGGUGCAAUCUAGCGCCUCUGACAGUAAUGAAAGGGAUGGCGGUGACUCAAGCUCCGACGAUGGCGGAAGUCGCGAGAGAAACCGCAUAACUGCUAGCCGUCGACGCAGCAGCAACCGAAUCCGCAGCAGCAGCAGCCCACGCGGCAGCAGUCGCCGCAGCAGCCGACGCAGCAGCCGCAACAGCAGCCGACGCAGCAGCCGACGCAGCAGCCGAGGCAGCAGCCGAGGCAGCAGCCGACGCAGCAGCCGACGCAGCAGCGGAAGCAGCAGCGGAAGCAGCAGCCGUCGUAGCAGCCGACGUAGCAAUCGGAGAUCUGGUAACCGUCGCUCAUCCCGUAACAAGCACUAA